AUGUGGUGUGUUGUGGCCGCAUCACUGUUCACAUCGAUUCUCUUUCUACUGUGCGGUGGGAAGAGCAAGUCCAAAUCAAAGCCGUUGUCGUUUCCGCAGCCGUCCGCGGAGCGGAGUAAGAGGGCGGGGAGGAAGAGCAAGACCAUCGAAGCAAAGGCCUCGUCGCCGAGUUCAGCUUACAAGGUGAGAGAAAGCGAUGAUUGGACUGCACUUCUCCGAUGCGGCUAUGAGGAAUGGUCUCAAAUUUUCGGGGGUUACAUAUACGCUAGGUAGAGUUGGUAUAAUAGGAGAAAUUUGAAAAAGAUCGGGGAUUCGAAUUUUUUCUUGAUUUUUCGGGUCCCGACUUUUCGGGUCGAUGACAGUUUUUCAACGUCGAUUUUCUCGAAAACUAGGGCCCAGACGCAAAAACUGUUUUAGCUCUUACCGUUUUCGAAUAUGGAAAAUCAGAAUAUACCGGUCCCGCAGCUCAACUCAUUUGCGAUCUGAACGACUUCCCCUGUAAGCCUUCCCUAGCCUCCCUAAUGCAUACAACGACAAACCGACGCUAUCCAUAGUAUUGUUGACCCAAACUAUCGCUGACCCGAAAAGUCGUAGAUUACACGAGAUAUGUGCCUGUAGUGUAAAAUUAGAGAAUCUGAUGACUUUAUGGCCAAUAAUUUUUGACUUCAGGACAAAAUAAGACCAAUACCCCCAAACUCCGAACGAUUGAAUGUCCAGACGGCCAAGGCGUUGCGGCCGGUGAGGAGAAGUGCUACAGAGCAGCUGAAAGAUCCACCGAAAGUAGACUGUGAAAAAGUCGAGGAGCCCACCAAAUCCGACGAAAAAGACAAGAAAAGGUGAGAAUUUUUGGGAUUUUUGGGGUUUUUAGAAAAAAUUUUCAAAGAAAUUUGGUUGGAUUAUGAUGUUUGAAACCUGUGGAACAUUUUUGACUAUUUUUUAAAAAGUAAAAUUUUUGAAAAAAAAAUGAAAAAAUGUCUUUGAUUUUCCGGAGAUUUUAUAGAUGAUUUCUGGCAAUUUUUCAGUUUUCAAGCAAAAUUUCACAAAUUUCAUUGGUUGAUUUUUACACUAUGAGACCUGAAAACCCAGUAAAUUGUAUUUCCAUCAAAUUUUAUCCACUUGUUUUUCAGCAAAGAGCCCAAAACCGGAAACAGUGAGAACAAGACAGAAGGUGAUAAAAAGGAGCAGAAAACGAAGGGCACCGAAGCCGAUGAUGAAGAAGCAGAGACUAUUUGCGAUGUCACAAAGCUUAAGGUACGGUUUUUGACUUUUUUCGAGGCGAUUUUUACAUUUAUUGGCAACGAGUUUGAGUCCCGCCACGAAAACUUGAUUUUGAAAAUUCUCGCCGGAAACCGUUAAACGCGUUUGAAAUCCGUUGAUUUUAGAACCUCGGAAGUCUGGAUUUGAAGGUCAACCAGGAUAUGGAGGCUAUGAACCGCGAAUCUUUCGAAAUGCCGUCCCGCCAUGAAGAAGGUCCGCGAGCCGAAACUCACAGUAACAAAACGGUGAAACGCGUGGUCAUAAAGGAUGCGGAAUGCAAGAUCUAUGAGACAGAUGAUGUUGAGACCGUCGAUGAUGAAGCUGAUCUACCAAACGUUGAUUUAUAA
Messenger RNA from Bursaphelenchus xylophilus (pine wood nematode), 1604 nucleotides. The record is from the annotation of a GenBank genome assembly. NCBI's taxonomy places the organism in Eukaryota, Metazoa, Nematoda, Chromadorea, Rhabditida, Aphelenchoididae.